AUUAUGUUAAUAGCAGUUGGCAGCAGAGAGUCGAAGAAAACACUGUUACCUAAUUCACGAUGCGCUACAAUUUAAUUUCGCGUGCUGUCCGCCUACUAAAUCAGAGUCACAACCAACGCGGAAACUAUCUAUUAAAACGUGUAGCGAGCAGCAGUAGCAGCAGCAGCAGUGGCAGCCUCAAUCAACGCGAUGAGCAACCACAGGCAACGGAGGCAACAACAGAGGCGUCGCAGUCGGAGUUGCCGGCACGUGAACCACUCGUGAAGAACUUCUUUGUGGGCAUUACGGACAAGGAGCUGCUCGGAUAUCCGGAGGUGAUCGCACGCGAGGAGAUGUCACAGUUGAAGACUGCACUGUUGCCACUCAACAAUUACUUUGCCGAACAGCAAUCGCAGUCGCAGUCCCAAUUGGAGAGCCUCACUCAGCUGGGACUCUACGGAUUGAAUGUGCCGUUGGAAUACGAUGGCAAAGGCUACAAUUGGAGCGCCAGCCUCAUGGCCAGUGAGUCCGAGGCGGGACACACAAGCCUGGCACUUGGCCUACAAUCGCAUCGGAUUGUUGUCGAUAUGCUGCGAGAAUUGGGCAGCGAGGAGCAGAAGCAACGCUACUUGCCAUCGUUGGCCACGGGUCAAGUCAUUGCAACGGAUGCGAUCUUUGAGUAUACGCCACCAGAGGAUGAUUUCUUUGGCACCCAGGCCAUCUAUGAUACCGUCACAGGCAGCUGGACCCUCAGCGGGGAGAAGGCCUUCGUGGUCACGGCUCCGGUAGGCACACGCCAGCUGUUCCUCGUGCUCGCCCAGACGCAGCAACUGAAUGUGCCCGGCAACAUUGGCAUGGGCUCCACCUUCUUCCUGGUUGACUCACAGCAGCAGGGCGUCAAGUUGGGUGAGCUGCAUGCCACAUUUGGUUGCCGGGAGGCGCCGAUGCGUCGUCUGCACUUUGACAAGGUGCAGCUGCGACAGGAUCAGAUCCUUGGCUCAGCCCACGAGGGCAAUCGGCAUGCGGAGCAUUUGGUGCGCUCCUCCCGCCUGAGAACCACCCAAUCAGGCAUCGCUCUGGCCAAGAGGCUGCUCCAACAGCUGACCGCAUUCAGUGUGGAUACCACACAAUGUGGCGUCCAGAUCAAAGAUUUGGAGUUGACCCGUGCGAACCUGUCGCAGGCGAUGUGCUCGAUCUAUGCGAUGGAGAGCAUGCUGUAUCUGAGCGCUGGGCUGUUGGACGAGUUCCUCGGCCAGGAUGUGACGCUGGAGAGUGCGAUCACCAAAUACUACACGCUGCAGCAGUUGCACGCGAUCGCCACACAGAGCCUGGGUCUGCUGGGACCGCGUAGCCUGCACCAGGGCGAGCCGGCGGAGAUGGCGCUGCGCGACACCGCCCAGCUGUGCACCCAAGGUGAAUCGCUGAGCACGCUGAGCAUGUUCAUUGCACUGACGGGCCUGCAACAUGCCGGGCAAAGGAUGAAUGAGGGCGUGAGGAAAUCACGUAAUCCGCUCUUCCAUCCGGGCCACAUCUUUGGCAAAUUCAUGGGCCGUUCGAGCCUGGAGAGCCCCAAGACGGGCAUGCUGCUGGCGGAGAAUGUGCAUCCCACACUGGAGCCAGCUGCCCAGUGCAUCGAGCAUUCGAUUGCCCGUCUCCACAUGGCCGUGGAUUUGAUGUUCACGCGGCAUGGCAACGCCGUUGUCGAGCGUCAAAUUGAGUUGCAACGUGUGGCGAAUAUUGCGAGCAUCAUUUAUGCGAUGUGGGCGAGUGCGGCACGUGCAUCGCGCUCGUAUUGCAUUGGCUUGCCACUGGCGGAUCACGAGUUGUUGACUGCCUCAGCGAUCUGCACACAGGGACGCGACGAUGUGCUCAGACUCGCCACGGAUGUGUUCAAUGGCAACUAUGUGAAUAAUGACAACAAUCUGUUGCGCCUCUCCACGCAGGUGGCAAAGAGUAAAGGUUACUUUGCGGUGCAUCCAUUAACCUUUAACUUUUAAGUCUUAAACAGAUUCUUAUCACUGAAAACUUCAAAAUCGACAUAAUAUUAUAUUAAAAAAAAAAACACCAAAAACAAUCGUA
Molecule: messenger RNA, 2058 nt
Organism: Drosophila grimshawi
Lineage: Eukaryota; Metazoa; Arthropoda; Insecta; Diptera; Drosophilidae
Gene: Egm
Product: complex I assembly factor ACAD9, mitochondrial
Exons: 3
Coding region: 60-1976 (638 amino acids)
Molecular function (GO): acyl-CoA dehydrogenase activity; flavin adenine dinucleotide binding
Source: RefSeq, a predicted model, not a curated record